Molecule: messenger RNA, 1695 nt
Organism: Symbiodinium necroappetens
Lineage: Eukaryota; Dinophyceae; Suessiales; Symbiodiniaceae
Source: the annotation of a GenBank genome assembly
AUGAUCAGCGAGAAGAACAUCAUCGCAAAGCAUCCCAGCACCCUCACGGGCGAGGCCGUGGUGGUGGGCUCCGAUGCUGGAAGUAUCCUCCGCACCAUGUCAUCUGGCAAGUCACCAUUGCUCGGGGGAUCUAGCUCUGGCGGCGGACGAACUGGUGCACGAGCGGGGCCGAUCGUCAUCAAACCGCGGGAGUAUCGCUCGACCUUCCAGACAGUUGGGUUCUUGGAGAACGCGUGGCCUCGCUAUCCCAGCGCUUUCGACAUUGGCUAUGGAACUGGCUGGAUGCCCAGCUUCUUGCUGCUGAACUCCUUCUACCCCGUGGACAACAUCAUCAAUGCCUUUGCGCAGGGCGCAGAAACACUGCAACUUCAAGUGGCCUACCAGACGGUGCAGGUUCUGGGAGGAAAGAGAGUUGCAGACAACCUCCUGGGCUUCUUGCAAGCUCCAUUGUAUGGUCUCGUUCCAUACUGUUGUGAAGGCUUCCUGUACUUGCUUCAGAUGGCAUCAUUUCUCCUCCUUCCGCUCCUGCUUCUGGUUUUUGGCCUUUGCUACGAGCUGGUCGGCAUGUUCUUCGCAACAAACCCCGAGGAGUACGACGUCGUCCUGCGUUCGAAGUCCCACAUUCCUGACAUGACCUUCUCUGGUGUUGUUUCAGGCCACACGCUCGAGGAUUGGCUGGGCGGCCUCUCUUCGGUGUCCUACGUCGCACUGCUGGGCAGCGCGGGGACUGCCGCCCUCAUGCUCGCGUUGAUCUGCGAGUCCAACUUCUUGAGGAACUUGCCGCCCUUCGACUUCCAGCAUUCCGUUCACCGUCUCAUCAAUGCGCUGGGCAACAUCAUUGUGACCACGUACUUGUGGGCAAUACUGUCCUUUGUUAUCUCCAGCGUGCUGUGGUUCGCCAUGGUCGUCGUCAUCUACCCAGAGCAGAUGCUUACGGCGCUUGCCUGCGCGGGCGGUCUCGCGGCUGUGUUUGCCACCAUGAUUUCUGGCUUGAAGACGACGAAGGAUGAGCUGGAGCGGUCCCUGCGAGAGGAAAUCCCUGAGGUCUUGGAGCUGGCCUGUGCCACUUUCCUGGAUCAGUACGACAAAACCUCUUCUGGACGUUCCAAGGCGGUGAGUGCCCAGUUCCGAAAGCUGGAAGAGUCCCUGGCCGAGAACUCCUACAGAUACGUGCGGGCACGCCUGAGCCAGAGCAAGGACGUCCAGGAAAUCAUCGAUGUCAGGAACAAGAAGCCGCCAAAAGAGGUGCUGGGGAGUUUGUUCAAUCGGGCCCUGGUCAAGCAGAAGAAUUGGGACGCCAUCACGGCCAGCGAGACUGGUGAUGGCUCCGCAGUCGAGACGACUGAGACCGUCCUCGAAUCUUUAGGCCUGCCACAGGAAGAUACGAGUGUCAUGCCCUACCUGGAUCUGCGGAUGCGCUUGGAAGACAAGGAGCGUGAGGAGGGGGGCGAGAACAUCCACACCUUUGGCUCAGAUCUGCAGGAGAAACUGAUGAAGGUCUACGUGCGCAUGCAGGAGCGCCACAUGGACGUGGCUCCAGAUGUGGACGAAGCUCUUCGCAACCCAAAGAGGUUGGCAAUCUGCAUGUCCCGAGCCAACAGUGCAAAGUUCAAGGCCCUGGAGCGCAUCAGCGAGGGCAAGGAUGCCCGAUCGUCGCUGCAGAUGCUCGGACAAGUGGAAAGUGGGCACUCGUAG